This is a messenger RNA of Notolabrus celidotus (New Zealand spotty), 6422 nucleotides long. RefSeq names its product transcriptional regulator ATRX-like. Lineage: Eukaryota; Metazoa; Chordata; Actinopteri; Labriformes; Labridae. Gene Ontology annotation, cellular component: nucleus. The transcript is spliced from 35 exons. Gene Ontology annotation, molecular function: ATP-dependent chromatin remodeler activity; ATP hydrolysis activity; ATP binding. The record is from RefSeq and is a predicted model, not a curated record. The coding region runs from base 483 to 5978 and encodes 1831 amino acids.
AGUAGUGCAUUGUGGGUCAUGAGUUUCACGAAACACAAACUAGAAGAAGAAAGCUUUCACCCAACCGCCAAUAACUCACACAGAAGAAGAAGAAUAAAGCUUGUACUUGUCAUUUAUUGCUUUUAGCGGCUAAGAGAUGCGGAGCUAAAUUUGAGCGCCAGGUGUGAACCUGAAGUGUUCGUAUCAUGAAAAAAUAACGACUUGAACGACUUACAGUUGUUCGCCUGCUUCUCGAUAUGUCUGCGGCGAUGCUCGGCACCACAACCAGCAAGCUGAAUGUGUUAGUCAACAAACUGCACGAGUACUUGGCUCAUUCCACUAUUGAGGACAGCAAUGGCACUCCAAACCCAGAGGAGCUGAAGGUCUGCCAAACAGGAGUUGUUCUGUGGGCAGCCUAACAGGUCACACUGAGACAGAGGCAGGAAUGGAUUCCAGAUACUCAAGGAGAAAACCCUCUGUGGUCAUAAAGCACUCUGGGCUGGAUGAAUCUGGGGACUCAGAGGCAAGGUGAGGUCGAGGAUUUACCUGUCAACACAAAUGGUCACUUUGAUGUCACUAGCCUCCCCAAAGGUACUGUUCUGGUGAGGCCUGAAGCUGUCGAGAAUGGAAGGGAUGACUUCAGGGGGCCGGAGUUUCGCAGCCGGAAAUCCGGGGUUAUGCGUAAAGACUUUUCAAGGAGACGGGGAACGGAACACAUGGAAAUUGUCAGUUGUACAGCAUGUGGACGACAAGUUAACCACUUCCAGAGAGAUUGCGUCUACAGGCAUCCUGUGCUGAAAGUACUCAUUUGUAAGACUUGCUACAAGUAUUACUUAAGUGAUGACAUCAGUAAGGAUGGCGAUGGAAUGGAUGAGCAAUGCAGAUGGUGUGCUGAAGGAGGCAACCUGAUCUGUUGCGACUACUGUAGUAACGCCUUUUGCAAGAAGUGUAUCCUACGGAAUUUGGGAAGAAAAGAGCUGUCAGGCAUCUUGGAGAGCAAAUGGUACUGCUAUGUAUGCAGCCCUGAGCCCUUGUUCGACCUGGUGGUGGCCUGUGACAACGUCCUGGAGAACAUGGAUAGUCUGUGGCAUCAGCAGCGGAAGAGGAACCGAGUAGGGCCAGAGAAACUUUAUGGCAUGUUGCCACACUUGGCACAGAACAUUCCUCUGGAUAAAUGGGAUCACACUGGUAUGGAUGGUAACGUGGUGUUCAACUAUAACACACUGAAGAUUUCCAAGGAGAUCACUAAAAAAGCCAAACAUUUAGUAGACUCCACAAACAUUCUCAACCGAACUUUUGUCAAUUUCAUUCAUUCAGUGACGAAGAGCAAACAAACACCCAGAGUUCGCAAUCUGUAUCUGAACUCUUUCCUGUCUGUAGUCAAAGGUUUGCGAAAGUCACUUUCAGCACUCGAAGAGAGCCUUAAGGAAGAAUUCAAUGACUUGGAUCUCGUGAGCUGCUGGGAAAAGUUCUUAAAUGAUGACUUUGAUGCCCGACCUGUACCAGAAGCAGACACAGAGCUGGAUCCUUCUGAUAACAGAUGUUUGAGUGUCUUGCAGAAAUUGGCAACUGAACAUUUCGAGGAUGAGGACUCAGACUCAAAGGGCUUCACAGAAGGAAGAAGUACCCUUGACUGUCCUGGGGAAGAUUCAAAUGAAGCCCAGAGAGCUCAAAACAUCAGUCUGAAGCCUUCUGAAAGUGGAGUAAGCAUGACCAAAAAACUAGUCGUGAAGCUUACGCCUGUCCCCAUGGAGCAGGAUCCGACCCCUGAUGCCCCAAAGAUGGAGGAGGAUGAUGACAUGCAGGAUGAAAAGUCAGAAGAAAAGGAUUUGUUAAAGGAUGAAGAGACAUGUGUUGUAGGAGCUACAGCUGAAUCCAAGAUUAGCAAUGACACCUCCAGUGUAUCUCAACACAUAGAAGAGGAACAGGGCAAUAGACGUUCACCUCGUGUAAAGACAACACCUCUACGACGACAAAGUGACGUCAAGGUCAAAACGUCUCUUUCAGCAGCUGACAGUGACAGUGACUCUGACCCCGAGGAAACCCCAAGCACAGCACCAACCAAAAACCCUGAAGAACAAAGUCUGAGCAGAGCAAGAGACGACUCCGACUCAGAUGAAGUCCCUGCAGCGCUGCUUGAACGAGCAGCUGUCUCUCAUAGCUCUGAUGAUGCCCAGAGUGAGGAGGAUGGGGCAAAAGCAUCAACUAAGGUGGCCAAGAAAUGUCUCUUUUGGCUCAAUAAGAACACUCCUAUAUCGCCAGAGAAGAUACGCCACAAACGUAAGAUGCUGGACCGAUCCCCUGAGCCCGACUCGCAUGAAAGAAGAGCAAAAUCUCGAAGGGAAAGCGUGACAGAUUCCUCAAGUGAUGAUCAAGACUCGCAGAAAAAAAGAACACAGUUGAACACGCUGAGGCCUAUAGGGAAGCCUCACUUAGUCAAAAGAGAGGAUGAGAGUGCGGCUCGGAAGAAGGACAGGAUACAAGUGAGGAAGUCCAAGUCGAAGUCUCAUCAGGAAGCAACGGAGUCGUCAUCCUCGUCCAGUGAAGAUGAACACGAUGAUGACCUGGAGAGUGACGGGAGUGAUCAGAAGAUGAAGCCAAUCACUGAGGAUGUGGCCUUAUUGGGAAGAGCGUCAUUCCACCAGUCGUCGGGAGACGACGAGGAGCAGUCUGGGCCCUCAUGUGAGGCAGAAGAUGAUGAUGAUCCAGAAAAUAGAAUCGCUAAGAAAAUUCUGUUGGCCCAAAUCAAAGCCAACCUCUCUUCGGGCGAUGAUAUCACAUCGGAGGAGGAAACGCAGGAUGAUGAAUCGGAGUCGGUCCCUAACGAGGUCAAGAAGGGCGAUGAAGAAGAGACGGAUGAAAAUGGGGAAGACUUGACUUCAGAGCUCUCAGUCUCCUCUGCUGGGCCGAGCUCCAGGCACCCUCUACUCCGCCAGAAACUCGCCUUAGAUGAGGGAACAAGUGACAAGACCGAGGAACAGGAGGGAGAGGGCGAGAAAAUGAAGAAGAAAGCGAAGAGAAAACACCAGAACUCUGAUUCUGAGAGUGACGGUGAACAGUCAGAGUCUGAAGACGGGAUGAGCGAGGAGCUGAGUCACUCAGAGGAUGAAGGAGCUGAAGACAGUAAAACAAGAUCAUCCCAAGAAGAGAAGGAGAAAUCCAGCAGUCAAAAUCAGACAAAGAAGAAAGUGCCGUUCAUUUUGCUGUCUGACACCAGCGAUGAAGAUGAAGCAAUUCAUAUCACAUCUGCGGAGAGUGAAAAAGAGGACGCAGAUGCGGAAUUGAGCGACAGUAAAGGAACCCCUAAAGGACGCAAGAAAAUCCGCAAAAUCAUUGGAGAUGAUAAUCUACGUGCAGAAACUCAGGAAGCAGUCAGAGAGGAGGAGGAGAGACUCCAACGACUGGCAAACAGAGACUCACAGAUUGAGGAGAUGAGAGAGAUAAUCGUCAUAGAUGACGAGCUUACUCAAGUUUUGUGUCCGGUCACCACCAAGCUGGUCUUGGAUCAGGAUGAAAGAACCAAGGAGACUCUUGUUCAGGUGCACAGGAACCUGGUAACCAAACUGAAGCCUCACCAGGUGGACGGUGUGCAGUUCAUUUGGGACAGUUGCUGUGAAUCUGUGAAAAAAGCAAACUCUACUCCUGGAUCAGGCUGUAUACUGGCACACUGCAUGGGCCUGGGAAAGACUCUGCAGGUGGUAACAUUCAUCCACACGGUGCUACUGUCACAGAAGCUGAAAUUCAGAACCGCCCUGGUUGUGUGUCCACUUAACACCAUCCUCAAUUGGAUCAACGAGUUCAAGCAAUGGCAAGAGAACAUGGGGCAGGAAAAAGUCAAGGUUGCAGAGCUAGCCACACUAAAACCUGCAGAACGAAUCCGUGCUCUGCAGAAGUGGCAGAGAGAGGGAGGUGUGAUCAUAAUGGGCUAUGAGAUGUACCGCAAUCUGUCAUUGGCCCAGAAAAUCAGCAAUGUGGAUGGAAAGAAGGAGAUUAGAAGACUGCUGGUGGAUCCAGGUCCAGACAUAGUGGUGUGUGACGAAGGACACAUCCUAAAAAAUGAAUCCUCCAAAAUCUCCAAAGCCAUGAACGCCAUCAAGACCCGACGAAGAGUGGUGCUGACUGGAACACCGCUACAAAACAACCUGACUGAGUAUCACUGCAUGGUCAAUUUCAUCAAGAAGAAUCUUCUUGGCUCUCUGAAGGAGUUCAGAAACCGAUUUAUCAACCCAAUACAGAACGGCCAGUGCGCCGAUUCAACCCCAAAAGACGUCCGAGUCAUGAAGAAGCGAGCUCAUGUACUUCAUGCCAUGUUGGUCGGAUGUGUGCAGAGAAAAGAUUACUCAGAGUUGACACAGUUUCUACCUCCAAAGUACGAGUACGUGCUGGCAGUGAGGGUUACCCCACUUCAGUGUCAGCUGUACCGCCACUACCUCAAACACAUCUCUGGUGCUGGUUCCAUUGCUGACAAGGCAAAUAUGAAGAUUGCGGCAAACCUGUUCAAGGACUUCCAGGUGCUCGGCAGAAUCUGGACUCAUCCGUGGUGCCUUCAGCUCAACUUCAUCAGCAAAGAGAAAAGGUUGAAAAAGAAGAAUCCAGUUAAAGCUGCACCUCUGUUUUAUCCUCUGCUGAGGACUGGAGGACCCACUGUAACUGAGAGCGCUCUGAAUCAAAACAAAGGAAAAGAAGGCAACAUCCAUGGAGGCAGUGCAGCCGUCACCACUGAUGUGUCCAGAGUUGGUCCAGCAGUAGAAGGAGAGACAGCAAACAUCAUCUCGGGAGAUUGGAGAUGGUUCAGCAAUAUGGUCUCAAAAAGGGAUGCCAAAAUCAUAGAGCACUCUGGGAAAAUGGUGCUCUUGUUUGAGAUUCUCAGAAUGGCUGAAGACCUGGGGGACAAAGUGCUGGUGUUCAGCCAGUCCUUGACCUCAUUGGACCUGAUAGAGGGUUUCCUUGAGGCUGCUCAUUAUGCCAGAGACCAAGGAUCGUUUAAAGUGGGCAGUUGGAUCAAAAACAUUGAUUACUAUCGUCUUGAUGGUUCCACUCCCGCUGCGCGGAGGAAGGAUUUUGCAGAUCAGUUCAACAAUACUGCAAAUGUCCGCGGUCGAUUGUUUCUCAUCUCAACAAAAGCGGGCUCGCUCGGGAUCAACCUGGUAGCUUCUAACAGAGUGAUCAUCUUUGAUGCGUCUUGGAAUCCUUCCCAUGACAUACAGAGCAUAUACAGAGUGUACCGCUUCGGUCAGCUCAAACAAGUGUUCGUCUACCGCUUCUUGGCUCAGGGCACCAUGGAGGAGAAAAUCUAUGACCGUCAGGUGACCAAGCAGUCUUUGUCCUAUCGAGUGGUGGACCAGCAGCAGAUCGAGAGGCACUUCACCUUCUUUGAGCUGACUGAACUUUACACAUUCGAGCCAGAUCUGUUGGACGACCCCCACUCAAAGAGAAGCAAAAGAACCUGCACGGAUUCACCAAAGGAUAAAGUCCUGGAACAGCUGUUACAGACGUGUAAGGACCAGAUAGUGUCUUUCCAUGAGCAUGCGUCUCUGCUGGACCAUAAAGAAGAGGAGGAGCUCAGUGAGGCAGAACGCAAGGCUGCCUGGGCUGAGUAUGAGGCAGAGUCAAAACAAGUCAUCCUCCCAGUUACUUCGAACCAGGAAAACCUGAAUAUGAAGACCAAUGAGCAACUACUGGAACUGUUGAACAAGAGCAGGGCAAACGUAUCCAUGUCCUUCAUGUCGCUGCAGAAGAUGAAAUCUCCCGGUAUUAACGACUACAUGCUGAAAGUGCGACAACAGUAUCCACAUCUGCCUGAAAACAUGAUCCAGGAAAAAGCCCUGAUUUGGAAACUGAGUGACGAGAGGGAGCAUCAACGCAGACAAGCCUUUUAUCGAGAAGUCCUCAGACAACAACAAACACUAACCCUCAACAUUCAGGCCAUCCUGAACCAACGAAGGAAUCAAGCGAUGCAGGUGACCAUGAACACUGUGAAAAAGCCUGGACAGACUUAAACAGGUAUCUGUUAUCAUGGAAGAAGAAAGCUCUGCCUUCGUAUCAUUAUGGGGACCACACACCAAAACUGCUGAAUGUAUUUUUUUACCUGUAAUAAGAGAAGAGUACUCUAAGAGUCUACAUGAUUAAACAACUAAAAAACAGCCCAUUAGUUGUUAUUUCUGGUACUUCAUCAUAGCAAUGUUCAAAUAUACUAAGAGUUUUGUUUUGUUACACUUUCAGCACUUUAACAUACACAUGAUCCGCCCACAAGUUCAAUUUGCAAAUGUUUGAGAAAGGUUUUGCAAGUAAUCUAAAACAUGUGUGUUUGUUUUCUGACUGAAUAUGUGAUUGUUCUCACACUGGAGUUUACAUCAGAUGCCUUAUCAUAUAUUUCCUCUUGAAUUAAGUUUCACUCAUAUGUUUUUUACUGGCUGUCUGUAAUAAAACAAAUGAAAAGUUCA